CUAAGGCUGCGACCUUCCAUCUAUAAGAGUUUCAGUGCAGAAUCCAUCAAUCAAAGCCGGUUUUCUGCAAUCGAUAUUCCAGACUGAAAUAUGUCAAGUGACUUAGGGGCACCAUUAACUAGUCGAAGGACUGGAUCGAGUUCCUUGAAUGCAUGCUACAAUGUAACAAACGCGUUCUUAGGAAUCAGUUUACUAACAGUCCCUUAUGCACUAUCGAGAGGAGGGUGGUUGAGCUUGGUGUUCUUUCUCGUAAUUGCUGCUUUGACUUUUUACACUGGCAUUUUGCUAAAGAGAUGUAUGGAUGCUGAUCCAUCAAUUAGACACUACCUAGACAUCGCUGAACGAGCAUUUGGUAAAAGAGGUAGAGUAAUAGUAUCAAUCAUCAUGAGCUCCGAGUUGUUCCUUAUUGGAAUUGGGCUUUUGAUUCUAGAAGUCGACAACUUAGAGAAGUUGUUUCCAAAUUUUGCGGUCAAGAUUGGUUCACUGAUAAUCAGUGGAAGAUGCUCAUUUGUUAUCAUUACAGCACUAGUUAUCUUGCCCUCUAUGCUCUUAACUGACUUGACUAUACUAUCUUAUCUCUCUGCUAUGGGAGUGUUUACUUGCAUUGUCAUAGUUGGCUCCAUUUUCUGCGUUGGGGCACUUGGUGGCGUUGGAUUUCAAGCAAAGGGAACGUUGUUAAAUGUGGAUGGCAUUCCUACUGCAGUUAGCUUAUAUAUUGUUUGCUUUGGCGGACAUCCUGCGGUCCUUCAAUUUAUAUUUCCAUGAGAGAAAGAUAUCAUUUCAGUAAGGUUUUACUGUCUAGUUAUUGUCUCACAACCUUAACUUACAUGCUAACAGCUGGGUAUCUCAUGUACGGAGACAACGUAGGAUCACAAAUAACUCUGAAUCUACCAAGUGGAGAAGUUAGUGCAAAAGU
This is a messenger RNA of Juglans microcarpa x Juglans regia, 916 nucleotides long. RefSeq names its product amino acid transporter AVT1I-like. Lineage: Eukaryota; Viridiplantae; Streptophyta; Magnoliopsida; Fagales; Juglandaceae. The transcript has 4 exons. The coding region runs from base 91 to 765 and encodes 224 amino acids. The record is from RefSeq and is a predicted model, not a curated record. Gene Ontology annotation, cellular component: plasma membrane.